AUGGUCUCAUCCCGUCACAAUAUUGGUGCCAGUCGACGGAGAAGGAGGGACGAGGAAGGCGAGGAUGAUGCCUCUCUUGAGGGGGAAUUGGAGGACGACUCGAUGAGCGAAGGAUCAGUCAUCAGUCAUCCGGACGAAGAUGAUGCUGAUGGCGAGGGAAGUGAUGAGAGCGAUGCGGAGACGACUUCAUCGCCGCGUGUCGACAGGAUCAACGGCCACCAAGUCAACAGUCGUAUACCCGAGAGCAGCCAGCAGUCUCGACGACGCCAUUCUGCGUCUCCUGGGAAAGCACUCUUAGCUACUGCUGUAUCUGAUACGGAGGCUAUGAUGAAUGGGCUGACGAUCUCCGAUCAGACGAGCGAGGUUGCUGAGAUCCACUUUGACGAUCUGAAGGGAGAGAGUCGUCAACAGACAGGCAGGACGCCCUCGGCACCACCGACAGAAACUAAGCGGGAAACCUUUGCGGAACGGAAACGACGCGAACACGAGAAAUAUGCGAAAGAGAGGGAUGAAAACCCAGCCUUUGUUCCCACUCGAGGAAGCUUCUUCCUCCAUGACAAGCGUUCAACAGAGUUGGGAGCGAAUGGUUACCGGCCGUUCAACAAGUCCAAGUCGAGACCAUACGGCCUCAUCGUCGACGGCAAUGUUCGCAGGUCCUCUAAGACGGAUGCUAGUGAGGGGCAGUGGACACACGAUUUGCAUGAGACAGUGGCAGGCGAUGAUGCACCAUCCAACAAGUCUGCUGCUGCACCAGUCGCCGUGUCGAACUUUGCCCCCAAGCCUGUCCCCACUGCUCCUCGAUCCGCCCCUCCCAACAGGUCAUUCUCAAGCACCACUCUUAUUGGGAACGUACCUGUGGUAGUCUUUCUGCCAGGCAUGGCUCGGCCGGUGCCUUUCCCCGCUGUAUCAAAGAAGCAACACACCCGACUCCCUCACCACCGUCCUCCUCUACGCCGAGACAAGCCCGUGCGCAUCUCAGUCCCUGGGCAGUCUCCAAGGUACAUAUUCCCUUCGAUAGAGCGCUCCUUCAUCUUCAUCCCACGGGCAUUGAGACCCAACCAGCAAGGAUAUCGGGGGAGGGGCCGAGGUGGAUUCUAUGGAGGACGGCGUCCAAGUAUAUACGCGAGCUCUGUGUACACUCCAAGUGUCACUGCUAGCCGCAGAUCAUCGUUAGGAAAGGCAGCGUCUCAAGAGGGGUUUCCCUCGCCGGCCGCUUCUGUUAUAUCGAGACACACAGUGAUCACGACGGAGAAUGGUAAGCCCGUUGUGCGUCUGCCUCCCUCUGCUCGACCCCUUGGGGGUGUGCCUCCAGCAAGCGUCGCUGCAGGCCCAGGAGCUGUGAUCGCACCAGUGGCACCGCCUAUGCCUUUCCCACAGCCUCAGCAUCCCUCGUACCGCGAGAGCCGUCCCGCGCCCAUUCCCAUGCAUCAACCUCGUCCGCAAAAAACAGUCUCCGUCGCUGAUAUCGAAACCCCUGCAUCCCUCUCCUUCAACGUUCCUCAGCCACAGCAAGAACAACCUUUCCAACAUCAGGUCCCUGUGCCUAUCAAUGCUUCUAUCUACGGUGCGGAUGCUUCGGGCCAUCCUUCUCACACUGCCCAUGCCUCUGUGACGCCGUCGUCCCACAUCCCCGAGCGUGCCAUUCAUGCUCAACCUUUCCAACCCUACGGCUUCCAACAAGCUCAGCCAUUCUAUCCCACCGCUUACCCUCCUGGUGCAGUGUACUACCCGGUGUCUGGAGCAGAAUAUCCGUCCUAUAAUGGAGCCGGGAUGCCCGGGCCAUCGGCCGUGCCGUAUCCUCCUCCGGGGCAGCACGCUCCUUUUGUGGUUCCAGGAUCAUCCGCAGACCAGGCCCCGCAACCCGGCACCGUUGCGCAUGAGGCGGGUGGUACAGUGUAUUUCUAUGAUGCUGCGCAAAUGUAUCCGAACGGAUCGUACUCGAUGCCUUCUGCACCUGGACCUGGUGGUGUCAUUGGCAUGGGCGGAAUGAUGACACCUCCUGGCACAACGUACUUCUAUCCUCAGCCUCAGGGAGGUGUCUACUAUGCGCCACAGUGA
Molecule: messenger RNA, 2058 nt
Organism: Aspergillus clavatus NRRL 1
Lineage: Eukaryota; Fungi; Ascomycota; Eurotiomycetes; Eurotiales; Aspergillaceae
Exons: 2
Coding region: 1-2058 (685 amino acids)
Biological process (GO): mRNA processing
Cellular component (GO): exon-exon junction complex
Molecular function (GO): mRNA binding
Source: RefSeq, a predicted model, not a curated record